This is a messenger RNA of Strongyloides ratti, 1140 nucleotides long. Its product is annotated as FYVE zinc finger domain and Zinc finger, FYVE/PHD-type domain and Zinc finger, RING/FYVE/PHD-type domain and Rabaptin, GTPase-Rab5 binding domain and Zinc finger, FYVE-related domain-containing protein. Gene Ontology annotation, molecular function: metal ion binding; GTPase activator activity. The record is from RefSeq and is a predicted model, not a curated record. The coding region runs from base 1 to 1140 and encodes 379 amino acids. Gene Ontology annotation, cellular component: intracellular membrane-bounded organelle. Gene Ontology annotation, biological process: endocytosis. The transcript is spliced from 2 exons. Lineage: Eukaryota; Metazoa; Nematoda; Chromadorea; Rhabditida; Strongyloididae.
AUGUCAGAGGAAGAAACUGUUGAAGCUUCUUCUGAUUCUGGUGGUGACACAUCAAAAGAAAAUAAUAGAAAAAACGAUGAAACUCUAAAUAAAAAGGAUUCUAUCAUUACUGUAAAUAACACUGAAGCACAUGAAACAUCUUUGACAAAUAAUAUUGAAAAUACAAUUACAAAAUAUCAAAGUGAUUUAUCUUCGGAACGCCUCUAUCGUAUAGAAUUAGAAACACAAAUGUCUGAAAAUGUUAUUGCACUAGAAAAAAAAUUUAAAGAAAGUGAGGAAAAGUAUAACAAAUUGGUGGAACGCGUUAAUUUGAUGGAAAAGAGUUACACAAAAAACAUAGGAACUUUACGUGACGAGUUGGCUAGAAGUAAUAGUGUUAGUAAUCGUCUUGAAAGUGAUCUUCUUGAUCUUGGGAAUCGCUAUCGUAAUUUACUUGGAAUUAACAAAAAGAAUGCUGCUAAAAUGAGAGAGGAAGAGAUUGUUUUACCAAAUGAUUUAAAUGACUUACAGUUUUAUACUCUUCAAUUGCGUGAACAAUUGAUAGAAGUUCAAUCAGCUAGGGAGCAUGAAGUUAAUAAUUUAAAAGCAGAAAAUACAUUUCUAGAAGAUAAUAUAAGAGAUCUAACUAAAGAUAGAGAAGAAUAUCAUUCAAUGUUCCAGAUUAAAGAAAAUUAUGAAAAAUGUCAACAUCAUAUAGCUCAUCAACAGCAAAUAAUAAAAACACUUGAAGUCGCUUUAACUAAAGAACGUGAAACAACAAAAAUAUUAGAAAAUAAACUUAUGGAAGCAAGACAGAAAUGUAUAAAUCUUCAAGUUGAGUUAGACAACAGUGAAACUGUUCAAAGAGAUUUUGUAAGGCUAUCACAAAGUCUUCAGAUUCAACUUGAAAAGAUAAGGCAAGCUGAACAAGAGGUACGAUGGCAAUUCGAAGAUGAUGUUGACAAUUGUAAUGGAUGCGAAGUACUUUUUAAUAAACAACGGAUAAAAAUGAAUUGCCUACAUUGUGGAAAAAUUUUUUGCGGAUCAUGUUUGUCUCAGUCUGUUUCUAGUGGACCAAAAGGAAGAAAGGUACGAAUAUGUCAGGUUUGUAAUACUUUAUUGAAUAGAGAAAGUGCUCCAUAUUUUUCAAAUGAUUCGUGA